UAGGACCAGACCACACUCUUGUAGGGAAAGGAAAGAAGGAAGUCCUGCAUACAUUACAUUUAAAAGACGGGAUGGUUAUUGUUAGAACGUCUUAGUUCAUUGAAUUGCUCGGUUACAGUUGACCUAGGGUUAAAGAACACCAACAAUGAAAUAAUGAUUAAAUAAAUAAAUAAAACGAGCCAAGUGAAGGGAAAUAACUGCUGUCUGACUGUUAGCCCAGCCAUUGUGGCCCGUCGAGGCGAAGAAAACUUGUGAAGUGGACGAUUUUAAACUGACAAAUCAUUUGUAGUUCGUUCACAAUGGAGGGCAAACUUAGAUGAAAUACAUCGUUAAAAUUUCAUCUGUUGCGAUCACAAAUUUAUGGUUGUUACAGUCCCUGGGUAAAACAACUCAAGAAUUCAUAACUGUGAAAUAUUAACAAAUGGCUGCUAUAAACUCCAGUGACAUUUCUCUGUCAGAUAUUGUCCGAAUUGUCUCAUCGCUGUCUGACAUCUGUGCAAGCUCCAUAGGUCCCAUGUGUGAGAAGACUCUUUUCACAACUUCUACUGGAUCGGUACAGUUUGUCACUAAUGGCAUUGACAUUCUUAAUGCUUUGCAGUUUUCCCAUCCAGUCGCAAAGUUUGUGGUAAAUUCUCUUCAGCAUGUACAUUCUGUGACGGGAGAUGGCAGCAAAUUAUUUAUUCUUUAUAUCACUGAAUUAACACGGUCUGUUGAACUGCGAGUGAACUCUUCUUCUCAGACAAAUGGCACUCAGUUCAGAGAAAAUAUGCGUAGAAUAUCUCAGGGCUUGAGAAACUUUAAGCGUCUAAUAAUGGAAUUUGAGUUCAGAAAUCGUUUAUCUUUUUUCAGUUCUAUCAAUUUUUCCGACUUUUUACUCAUCUGUUGCCAUCUGAAGCAAGUUUGUAAAUCAGUUUUAUUGAGUUCUUUGUCUGACAAAGAAUCGGUUUAUUUCUCAUCUCUACUCAUUGAUUUUCUUAGUUAUGGUGUCGAAUGUACCGAUUCUUUACAUCAAGUCAUUGACUUUACUAUUAAACACUUUGAUGUAUUAAUUCACAAAGAUAUUGGACAUUGUUACAGUUCUUCAAAGGUUCUACCUGGAAUACUCAUACCAUGUGAAGGAACAUUAUCCCUUGAUCUAUCAUCUUCCAAAGAGGAAAUUGUAUCAGUCAUUUUGCAGAAUUUCUUAACAUCUGAUGAAGAUGCAGAAACAACCAAAGCCACAUUUAAAAUAACAGAGUUUUAUGAGUUCAGUUCCUUAGUUGCCUUCCAAUAUCACCAAUGUGAGGCCUUCAUCAAGCAGUGUACACUAAACAAUGUAAAACUAGUUUGCUGUUGUCAUGAGAUUCCAAAAUUUGCUGAAACUUUGUUCCAGCAACAUGGCAUUUAUACUAUUUCUUACUUACCUGAAGAAUUCUGUGAGUAUUUUCAAACUGUAGCCAAAAAGCAACCUCUUUCAUGUAUUAGAGACUCUCUCUGUGACAGUUCACUAGUUUCAUUUGGUUUACAUAAAAGGAUUGUCAUAAAUGGUUCCACGUAUCUUCAAAUGACGCUGCAGUCUUGUCCACUUUUGGUAAAUGCCUCUUCCAGUCUUAUACUCACAGCACCAACGUUAGGUAUGGUUCACAGCUUAUCCCAACAGAUCUUUAAAUGUUUGAAGUCUCUUAGAAUGUGCUUUGAAACAUUUCAAAUUCUGCCAUUUGAUCGUGAAAAUAUUACUAAUGAAAACUUUACUUUAACAGCACCAACCCCUUCUUCAAAUAUCUUUACCAUUCCUGCAAUGACUUUCCAAACCAAAAUGUUGCAAUAUAGUCAGGAAAGAACUUUUAAGAAUAUAUCUCACAAUAAUAAUGAUGAUGAUGAUGAUGGUGAUAUUCCAUGGGAAAUUCUUCAUGAUACAUUUAGAAGUGUCUGCAGGAAAGUUUGUACACCACAAAAAUUUAGUCCAAUUCAAAUUCAGAAUUGGUUACCUGAGCCUGAUGAAAUAAAAAUGAAUAACAAUAAUUCUGAGGAAUUCUACAAAGAAGGAAGCUGGUUACCACUAUACACAGAGUUUUAUAUCCUGCAUUCUUCACUCCAAGUGGUGAUUCAGCUUUUAAAUAUGGACCAAAUAGUCAAAGUGAAAAGCAUUAAAAAAAAUGUUUGAUUUGAAAAAUAAGUGCUGACACACUUAAUGCAGGGAGGAUGACAACUUGAAUUAAACAAGACUACACCUGUAUGAGGUGAGGAACUAGACAAGACUACGCCUAUACUGAGUGAAGUGAAGAGAACAAUGUAAAAGUCAAAUCGAUCUAACAAAAGAAAGGGAGAUAAUGUAAAAUAAAUUAUUUUUUAAAACUGGA
This is a messenger RNA of Octopus sinensis (East Asian common octopus), 2339 nucleotides long. RefSeq names its product Bardet-Biedl syndrome 10 protein-like. NCBI's taxonomy places the organism in Eukaryota, Metazoa, Mollusca, Cephalopoda, Octopoda, Octopodidae. The coding region runs from base 422 to 2143 and encodes 573 amino acids. The record is from RefSeq and is a predicted model, not a curated record. The transcript is spliced from 3 exons. Gene Ontology annotation, molecular function: ATP binding. Gene Ontology annotation, biological process: chaperone-mediated protein complex assembly.